This is a messenger RNA of Trypanosoma brucei brucei TREU927, 3375 nucleotides long. RefSeq lists its product as hypothetical. The transcript has a single exon. NCBI's taxonomy places the organism in Eukaryota, Euglenozoa, Kinetoplastea, Trypanosomatida, Trypanosomatidae. The coding region runs from base 1 to 3375 and encodes 1124 amino acids. The record is from RefSeq and is a predicted model, not a curated record.
AUGACGUUUAGCGCAAGGGAGGCAACACUAAAUAAUGAUGAGGAGUGGUUGAACAUUCCAGCCGUUUUACGAAUAUUUUUACGCCAGUUAAACAACGACAUAAGCAACACUCAUUCGUUAUGCGAAGGUUUCCUGAAAUACCAGCGGGAUAAUGACAAAAUUCUUAAGGACAUUAUUUGCAAACAAAGGGAGAAUACCGAUGAAAUGUCUAAAAUAGUGCUUUUGACGCAACAUCGUCGGCAAGAAUCUACAUCGUCUGUCUGUAACACCGUGAAUGGAAUUAUGUGUGAAGUACGUGAUCUGAGGGAGGAGAGCAGAAGGUUGCGCGAUCGCGUCCACAAACUCGAGAAACAGAAACCGAGCGCGUCUACAGGACAAGAAUGCUCAAAUACAGAGGCGGAAGCUCUCUCCAAAAUGAUGAGCCGUGGUUUCGCCGAACUGAGAGGGCAAAUCAGCAAUGAUAGUUCUAGUGUAAGUAGAGAUAUCAACCAACUAAGGGAAGAAAUUGCCCUUGUAUCCAGAAAACAACUUGACCUAUCAUCAAAAUACAGAGAAGAUAUACAAUGUGUAAACGCCGCGUUGCGCCAGCUUGAGAAUUCGGUAUUUGGGGAAAUCAACGCCAUCAAGGCUCAGUUACAGGACCACAGGAAACUGUUGGAUGCAGUUAAUGAAGAUAAUACCAAAGUUAGUGCAGUGGUUUCCAUGCACGACAAAAACGUCUCGGCGCUUAACGACAGACUCGAUACCAUGGUUUCCCUGGUUAGGGACAGCGGGAUAUCUACUGAUGAUCGUUUUGAAACUAUAUUCACCGCCCUAAGAAGGCUCCAAGCUUUAACUGGAAAGCUUUCUACACCGCCCAGUCAAAGCACACUGGCGCAGCGCUCCCUAGCGAGCAUUAUUCAAGAAAUAAGAGGUGCGCAUGAUGUGAUGGCUGUGGAACUAAGAGAUGCAAUCAACCAAAAGUUCGAUGAAGUCACAAAGGAAACUGAUCAACUAAAUAUAAAAGUGGAUGAAAUGCGUCGCGCAACUGGUGAGGUGACUAGGCAAUUAAAUCACUUUGGCGCGCCCAGUGGGGCCAAGGCGAAGAUUGAAGAUGCCUUCCGAAGGCUUGAUGCACUGGAGCUCGUAAUUUCGAAGGGGUACAUUCGAGGAGAGGUUGAGAAUCUACUAGAGGAAUCGAUGAGGCACGAACGAGCCGCGCUCGAAAGAAAAUAUCAAGAUUUGUGUAGUUUGAUAUCAGAACAACAGAUGAAAGCGAGGGAUGAUGUCGGUGACGUGAGACAUGAACUCGAGAACCUGAACAAUAAAUUCGGUAGCGUCUUGAGUGAUGUUAACCGUAAUAGGUACAUGGAUGAAAGGUUACGUUCCGUAAUAGAGAAAGUCGGUAGUCAUGACAGCAGUAUUACGAACCUCCGCGACGAAGUAAAUGCCUUCAAAAAUAUCGUAGGUGUUUACGGCAGUCUGGCAGCUAUGCCUUCAAUGGAUGAUUCAGUGCAUGUCGGCUCCGCCACUGGUAAGGCGAACUGCAGUGCGGUUCAACAUCUCAGGGAGAUGGUUAUGGCCCUAACCGAAAACCAGAUUUGUGAGUUAAAAUUGCUAGUUCAUGGGAAUCAGACCAAAUUGGUUCAGCACGAGGCACAGUUAAAAGAGAUGUUUCGGUUACUUGUCAGUUGUGAAAAUGUUGUGGAGGAGCACACUAAUUCAUAUUAUCGCUUUGUUACUUCCAUGGACAAAAAGCUAUCAGCGGCCUUGUCCAACUCCGCUUUUCUGCGUGAGCAAACAGUGACACUGGGAGCGCAAAGUACAUCUGCAUACCCCUUCAAGGAACCGAGCAGUCCGUAUGGGUGUGUCGAUGAGGGAAAAGGCGCUGAUGCACGUCCUUAUAAUGCGCAACCACCCCACACCCUUUUGUGUGUUCAGGAGCAGGCUUGGGCUACCGAUUCGAGGUUCGGAUCUAUUCAAACCGUUUUAAACGGAUUCGAAAGCAACAUGAAGUUAAUGUCGCAGAGUGUAGCGAGUGUGUUGGAUAGAGUCUGUGCAAAUGAGGAGAAGUUGCGCCGGGACUCUUCUGAUCUUCGAGACGAACAUGAGAAGCUUCGGUCCCGUUUCUGCAUGUUAGAAGAAAAACUUAACACACUGGAAGGUAUUACGUCACUAAACAAAAAGUCUAGUGAUAUGAACGCAUCCGACAUAUUAAAAUUGGGUGCGUCCGUUGAGACUUUGCAUACUGAGACGAAGAAGCUUGAGAAGGCUUUUUUGGGUUGCAUAAGGAAGGCAUCUGAGGAGUGGAGUGACGUUUCGGCGAGCGUGGCUGCGUUCUCCACGUUCCUAGAGAAACAUAAACAUGAAAGGAAUGCAGUACUUGAUAAGUUUGCACCUAUUGAAGGAAGGUUGGUUAUUUGCGAGGAGGAAUUGUCUCGGCUGCGCAGCAGCUGGCUGGGUUUAACAGCACAAUUCGAAGAAACUCGGAGGUCAGUGGAGAACAGCACUCAGCUUGAACCGCGUCCCGAAGGAGAUUGUUCUGUUCAUCAGUCUUCACUUUUGUCACUGGAGCAGCGGAUUGAUUGUGCAGAGGAGAAUCUAGGGGCAGUGCAUACGCUUGUAUCAGUGCAUUUGAACGAUGCGUUAGAUUUUAUGAGAAGUUGUCUAGGGAUGUUAGCAACAGCUGUGGACGAUAUUGACACUAAGCUGUCGGCCCCCCCUUCUUUGCCAACGGCAGACGGUGUGUCAGAUCAACUAGUUACGCUUGGGGGGCGCCUGCAGAGGGUAGAGAACGAGGUAACAGAGUUACGUGGUGGUGGAACAAUCAUUGCUUCUCAGCCAGUUGGUGAUACAGUUUUGGACCGCAUAUUGUCAUUAGAACGGGCUCUCACCGCUUGUUCGGACGGCUUUAUGGAGACAAAAGUGAGUCUUUCUCUCUGCCACGAGCAGAUAAAAUAUAUAGAAAAACACUUAAAGACCGGUGCUGUCCACCACGCAGUGGAAGAGGAGACGACACCAGUAAUAACCGACACUCCAUUAGCGAAAGAUGGCAAUACCACCUUAGGCACCGUUGUGGAGCGCUUAGUGACUGCGGAGGCUGCCGUUUCCGAGGUUCAACAAGGGUUGCUAGCGCAGAGGAAUGACCUUUGCGCUUUGUAUACAAAGUCCCAGCUUGACAGCCGGUUCGAGAGCCUUUGGGCAUCAUUUGUUGCGCUACUCGCACGAAAGGAAGACCAAGAGGUAAUCGAUGAAAAGAUGGUAGACUUGCAGCGUUCUAUCCUUGAGGAUGUCGACGUCCGCGUUGAUACUCUCCGCCGUGAGUUGAACUGUGCCAUUGGCGAGCGCGUGCGCAUCACCGAAGUGCGUGAGUUGCUUCUUGGUUUGAUGGGAUGA